Dictyostelium purpureum is the source of this 3201-nucleotide messenger RNA. RefSeq lists its product as uncharacterized. Bases 1 to 3201 code for a protein of 1066 amino acids. The transcript has 3 exons. Gene Ontology annotation, biological process: protein import into nucleus. NCBI's taxonomy places the organism in Eukaryota, Evosea, Eumycetozoa, Dictyosteliales, Dictyosteliaceae. The record is from RefSeq and is a predicted model, not a curated record. Gene Ontology annotation, cellular component: cytoplasm; nuclear membrane. Gene Ontology annotation, molecular function: small GTPase binding.
AUGGAUGAUUAUGAAAAUUGUCCUUCAUAUAGCAGUUUAGAUAAUACAGCAUUUGGGUUUUUAAAUGGCACAAAUUUAAAUAAUACAUCCCCAACUAUCAAUACACAAGGAAAUUUUUGUCCAGUACCACCAGGACAUUUAAACGGUAAUGGAGUAACAAAUAAUGACGAAAAGUUAGAACCACCACCAACAUUGGAAGUUAUUUCACAAGCCCUAUAUGCAUUAUACAAAUCCACCGAUACCAAUGAAAGAAAAUUAGCGGAGAAAUGGUUAAUUUUAUUUCAAAAGCAACCAAGUGCAUGGGAAUUUUGCCCAAGAUUAUUGUUUGAAACAAGUAUUUUUGAACUUCAAUACUUUGGUGCAUCUACAUUGGAGAGCAAAUUAAAAAAGGAAUGGAAUGAAAGUUCAGUUGAAAUGAAGUCUAAUAUUUUAAAUACAAUUGUGGGAAUAAUUCAAAACCCAACCAAAUUACCAGUUUGUUGUGUUACACGUAUAUCUGUUUCAUUGACCAUUGCAGUAAUGUAUACUUUUCCUGAUAUUUGGAAGAAUGCAAUUUUCGAUAUCAUUCAUCUAUCACUACAACAACAAGAUUUAAAUUCAAUUUCCCUACAAGACCCUUCUCAAAAUAGAUUUAACAAAGAAAGAUUACUCCUUGUAUUAGAGUUUUUAUCAAUUUUACCUGAUGAAUUAAAAAAAAAAGAUUUAAAUUUGUGUAAUUUCAGCGAAAUCCAAAAAGAAUUAAAAAGAAUUAUAGAUUUAGUUUACAAAUACUUAUUAUCAAUUUUACUACUACCACUUGAAGAGAAUUUAGAUUUUAUAAAGAUUUCAUUUAAGGCGUUAUCAGGAUGGUUAAAAUAUUUAUUACCAUCAGCAAGUAUGCUCCAAAAUUGUUUUGAGAUUACAUUUAAUAUUGGUCAAAAAAAAGUAUCAAAGAAUAAUAUAACUAGUUACCCGUUAAUCGAUUCGUUGGCAUUAGUAUUAGAGGGUUCUUCAUUAUCAAUCGAAAGUCAAUUCAAUUCAAAUAAUAGCAGUAAUAAUGAUAGCGAAAUCAAUUGUUAUAUACAUUCAUUCAAGUAUGCAAUAGAAAACUCUCUCAAUAUAUUCCCAAAUUUCUAUCGUGAAGCCAUACAAAACGAAGACGAUAUCAAGAGUAAAUCAAUUUUCAAUGUAUUUAUUCAAUUUUUAUCAUCAAAUAAUACACUUCUUUUUACAAAUGAUUUGAUUCAUCGUUGUUUAAACCUUUUGAUUUCUUUUGUAGAGAUUGGCAACAGAGAGACAAUUUCACUAUUGUUCUAUUUAAUCGAUGACUUCAAGACACACACAAUGCUCGUUCAACAAGACCAAAAUGUUUUAAAAUUUUUCUUUUUAAAACUAUUAAAUCGUUUUAUAGACAUUUCAGCAUAUCCAAAAGAAGAUGGUUCUGUGAAUUGUGAUAAUUCACCUCUUUCCAGCAGCAAUGGUGUAUUUUGCAAGAUUAAUGAUGUUUUAUUAGAUGACGAUAUCGAACAAUUUAGAAACUCUGCUUCAGAUUGCUUACUUUCUAUUCAAGAUAAUUCAAUUGUUCCAAAAGAAACUUUCUUACAAUUCCUUAUUGAUAAAUUAAAUCAAGCAAUUAACGAAUGUAAUCAAAACUGGGAAUAUUACGAAUCAAUUCUCUAUUAUAUUUAUUCAUUUUCAGGUGGUUCCCAAGAAUGUCAAAUUGAUUAUGUACCAAUACUUUUAACAAUCAUUCCAUCAAUUCCAAUAAAGUCAAUUCCACUAAUCAGAACAUCAAUUAAAUUGGUUGGUAGAUACUCUACAUUUUUAAAAAAUAAUACAGAUUACUUGAAUAAAGUAAUAUUCGAUUUAUUACCAGCCCUUACACACAAUGAGUUGAUAUCAUCGGCUUCCUCUUCAUUGUUGUCAAUUUGUAUAAGCUCAAAAUGCGCUUUAAAGUUAUGGCCUCAUUUUAAUCAAAUUCUAGAGCAAAUCGAAAUGUUUAUAUUGGGUAAUCAAAAAUCAAAUCCAAAUGUUGUACAGAUAUAUAAGUCAUUAUUACACAUUUUGCAAGUUGCACCAGCUAAAGAAAUUCCUCAAGCAUUUUCAAGAUUAAUCAAUCCAAUUGUUAAUUCCAUCAACGAAAUUCAACAACAACCACAACCCCAGCAACAUAGAAAUCAAUUAGCAAUUUAUUUAAAUAUCUUGAGCUCUGUAACUGAAAUUAUAGAGUAUGAUGAAUUUCAAAUGGAACAGCCAAAUGCCCAUUGUCUAUACUCUUUCUUUAGAACGGUUAUUCCAAUACAAGGUAAACUUUUAAAACAAUUUGGUUCAGAUUUUGAAAUUAUCGAUUCAAUUACAAUGUUUUAUAGAUUCAUGAUGUUACACUCAAGAGAAAUUGCUAUAGAUUUUACUGAUGAAAUUUUACAACAGGCUACCCAAUCUUUUAAUCAAUACCCAAUUGCAUCAUUGCUUCAAAUUAUUUCUGCUAUUAUAAUUCCCAAAUUACCAGUUAUCACAAUACAAAAUAUUAAAAAUUCAAUUUCUCAAAUUUCAAACAUAUUUUUAAAUACUCUCAAAUCUUUUAAAGAGAACAAUCAAUUGUCAUUAUCUUCAACAUCAUCAUCUUCAUUAUUAACAUCACAAAACCAAGAUUUUAGUUUAGAUUUUACAAUUACUCCUGAUAUUACAAAAGAUUAUUUAAUAUUAUUAACAAAAGUUUUAAAGACCUUGCCACAAUGUAUAGAGCCAAAUAUAAUUUCAACAAUUUGUAUUUAUAUAGUUUAUAAUAUUCCAGAUUUAACCAAAGAUAAAUCAACAGCACAAAAUUGUUGUUUAUUUUUAUCAACAUGUUUAUCAUUAGUUAAAUUAGAUAAUCAAAUUAUUAAGGAAACAAUUUUACCAAAUAUGAAUCAAGUCUUUGAAGGUAAUUUAAAUCAUGGAUGUUUCUUGGUUUAUAACAUUUUGAUGAAUAUCUGUUGGUCUCCAUUCUCUGUUCUCACAUUACAUUUUUCCGAUGUUUUAUUAGCUUUUGGUAUUGGCUAUCCAAAACAAUUAAAACAAAACGCCACCGCAAUUUUAAACGAUCCCAGCUUUUUCAAAGAUAAAAACAUCAAUACCAUCGACAAGCAAUUAUUUUUAACAAAUAUUCAAAAAUCAAAUUCUCCUCAAGCCGAAUUUAGAAGUUAUGUGCGUACUUUUUCCUUUAUUUGUAAUGAUAAAUAA